Lathyrus oleraceus (garden pea) is the source of this 2454-nucleotide messenger RNA. RefSeq names its product cation/H(+) antiporter 15. NCBI's taxonomy places the organism in Eukaryota, Viridiplantae, Streptophyta, Magnoliopsida, Fabales, Fabaceae. Gene Ontology annotation, molecular function: antiporter activity. The record is from RefSeq and is a predicted model, not a curated record. Gene Ontology annotation, cellular component: endomembrane system; membrane. Gene Ontology annotation, biological process: regulation of pH; proton transmembrane transport. Bases 1 to 2454 code for a protein of 817 amino acids. The transcript is spliced from 3 exons.
AUGUCAUUUGAUAAAUUAUUUCUAAUUUCCUCUAAUGGUCCUCAUGCAUUCCAAAAAUGUUUCAAUAAUAGAACAAUAGGCUCAUUAGGCAUUUGGUUUGGUGAUAAUCCAUUUGAUUUUGUUCUCCCCAUCACAUUGUGCCAAAUCAUUCUAUCCUUCAUGGUUUCUCGAACACUUUAUUAUGUCCUAAGACCUCUACAAACACCCAAAUUCUUAUGUUGUGUCAUUGGUGGUGUUCUAUUAGGGCCAACAGCCAUAGGGCGAAACGUAAGAUUAAUGGAUACAUUGUUUCCACUAAAACAAGCUUCAUUCUUAAUAACAUUGUCAAAAAUAGGAUCAUCCUAUUUUGUCUUCAUCUACGCAUUGAAGUUAGAUGUAAUAAACAACUUGAAAACAGCCAAACGUUGUUGGAGAUUUGGUGUAAUCCCUUACUACUCAUGUUAUUUCGCCACAACAAUUCUCUUAGCUUUGUAUAGACCACCUGAAGAUCAAAACGAAAACAAUACAGGCUCAGUAUAUUCAAUCCCAAACGUCUUCACCAUUUCUAGCUUCGCAGUUGUUUCUGAAGCCUUAACAGAACUCAACCUUAUCAGCACAGAAUUAGGACAAAUCGCUUUAUCUUCGUCAAUGAUUAGCGAAAUCCUCCAAUGGAUUACUAUAACCCUCCAAUUCAGUUCAAAAAUAAACUUUGUACUAUCACUUGGAUUCUUGGCUGGUACUUGCUUAUUUGGUUUAUCCUUCUUUUUCAUUGUAAGACCAAUGGCCAAAUUGAUCAUUCAAAGAACCCCGGUCGGAAAACCGGUGAACGAAACAUGUAUAGUUAUGAUACUUUUGGGUGUUCUAGUUAUGGCAGGCCUAAGCGAUUUAGUUGGUUUACAUUUUGUCAUGGGACCUAUUUUCUUUGGUUUGGUAAUGCCUAAUGGCCCUCCCUUGGCAACAACAAUAAUAGAGAGAAGUGAGUUAAUCAAUCAAGAAUUUCUUAUGCCAUUUUUCUUUUUAUAUGUUGGCAUAAGCACAAAUUUUCGUGGAAUCAACAAACACUGGAAGGUCGCUCUUACAUUUCAAGCUAUCUUAUUUGUUGGAUUCUUGACAAAAGUGAUUGCAUGCGUUCUUGUUUCUCCCACAUAUAACAUGAGACAUAAACAUGGCUUGGUGCUUGGACUUAUAUUGAACAUCAAAGGCAUCCUCGAACUAAUAUUUUUCUCUAGACUCAAAAAACUCAUGGUUAUUGAUGAUGAAGUAUAUAGCCAAAUGGUUCUAUAUGUCGUGUUGAUGACCGGAAUAUGCAUACCCUUGAUAAAGUCUUUGUAUAAACAUCGAUCUCGCGUGUUGAUAGAUAAAAGCAUACAUGAAGGUAGAGAAAGAACAAUCCAAAGCACAUCUAAUAAUUCAGAGCUCAGCAUAAUUUCUUGCGUACACAAUGAAACAAAUGUUCGUAGCAUGAUUGGUUUAUUAGAAGCUUGUAACCCAUCAAAAGGAAGUCCUUUAUAUGUCCACAUUGUUCAUCUCACAGAGUUAUUAGGAAAAAGCACACCGAUUCUGCUACCUAUAAAUAUGAAAAACAAAAUAUCAUUAUCCAUAAAUUACCCUAACAGCAGACACAUUUUACGUGCUUUCGAGAAUUACUCCGAUAAUUCUAAAGGUCCGGUUACAAUUAACGCGUAUAUUAAUGUUUCACCUUACAAUAGUAUGCAUGAAGCCGUUUGUAACCUCGCCGAAGACAAACUAGUUCAUCUCCUCAUCAUUCCAUUUCAUGAAAAUGAUCAAAGUUUAGGUAACAAUGUUGGACCUACAAUUCGCGAGCUCAAUAGUAAUUUUCAAGCUUGCGCGCAAUGUACCGUUGGAAUAUUGGUGGAUAGAUACUCGCAAAUUAGUAUGAGUGCAACCAAUCUAUCGUUUAAUGUUGCUAUAUUUUUUGUUGGUGGACAAGAUGAUCGAGAAGCGUUGGCGUUGGGUAUUCGAAUGUUUGAACGGCCUAAUACAAAUGUUACAUUAUUUUGUUUCAUCAUUCAUAAUAUUAGUGAUAGUACUAAUAAUAAUAAUCGUUCAGGCAUUGUUGAAUAUAAAGUUGAUGAUAAAGACGAUGAAAUAUUCGAGAGUAUGUUGGAUGAGAGUUUGAUAGAUGAGUUUAAGGCUAAGAAAAUUAGUAAUGAUAAUGUUGUUUGUCAUGAGAUUGUGGUGGAUGAUUGUAUACAAAUGUUGGAAGCGAUUCGAGGUUUAGAGAAUGAAGACUAUGAUCUUGUGAUGGUUGGUAAGAGACAUAAUAUUGGUGAUUUGACGGAUGAAGAAAUGUCAAAUUUUAUGGAUAAUGCAAUUUUGUUGGGUGUUUUUGGAGAUAUGUUGGCAUCUACUGAGUUUUGUAAUGGAAAAGUUCCUAUUUUGGUGUUGCAAUGUGGAGAUAAAAGAGUUAAACAAUUUGAGAAGGUAGUGUCUCGUGUUAAUACAUUAUUUUAG